Carcharodon carcharias (great white shark) is the source of this 3158-nucleotide messenger RNA. Its product is annotated as casein kinase I-like. Gene Ontology annotation, molecular function: protein serine/threonine kinase activity; ATP binding. Lineage: Eukaryota; Metazoa; Chordata; Chondrichthyes; Lamniformes; Lamnidae. The record is from RefSeq and is a predicted model, not a curated record. Bases 488 to 1873 code for a protein of 461 amino acids. Gene Ontology annotation, biological process: positive regulation of canonical Wnt signaling pathway; peptidyl-serine phosphorylation; endocytosis. Gene Ontology annotation, cellular component: cytoplasm; nucleus; plasma membrane. The transcript has 14 exons.
CGGUUUUUGCCUCUUGAGCUUUUUCCUUUUCUUCCGGAGGAGGAAAAAAAAUCCCAGAAAAGAGCGGAGGGAAGCCCGGGAGAGGGAGAGGGAGGCGGCAGCGGACUGAGAGGGGAGAGGAAGAUCACACACCCGGGCUGACACACAUAAACUCUGGAGGUUGAGGAUUUUCCCCUGCCUGUGAAUGAUGACCCCAAACCAUGUGGCUGACUGUCCCUCUGAGAGGUCUCUCUGUCACCUCUAACACCAGCAACCCCAGAAUUUUGUUUUACACAGCCAAUGUGAAUGCGAAGCACCCAUGAGGACAGAGGCAGUUCACUUGUUUUCAUGGCGAUAGGGAGAUGGAUGGCUAUCAGAUCUGAAGACAGCAAUGCUUUUCAAUGACCAUCUUUGAUCAUACUUACAGACUCAGUAUUGCCCACCAGGUUGGCGCAUUUAACGCGAGAGCUCUGGACUUCCUUCGAUCAGCAGUGAGCAGCUGCCUGCUAUGGAAUCUGGUCGGACAAGCAGAGACCGAGAGAAGGAGAAAGGGGAAGAAACGCGGCGAACUAACAAGCAGACAACGCGGAGUCCCCAUGGCACUCGCCCCGGCUCGAACCAGUCGUCUGGGGUGCUCAUGGUUGGACCAAACUUCAGGGUUGGCAAGAAGAUUGGAUGUGGAAACUUUGGGGAACUUCGAUUAGGUAAAAAUCUCUACACGAAUGAGUACGUAGCAAUCAAACUGGAACCCAUCAAAUCACGAGCACCCCAACUUCAUCUAGAAUACAGGUUUUACAAACAACUCGGGAGCUCAGCUGAAGGAGUUCCUCAAGUUUAUUACUUUGGACCAUGUAGUAAAUAUAAUGCCAUGGUGCUGGAGCUGCUGGGACCAAGUCUGGAAGACCUCUUUGAUCUAUGUGACCGGACAUUCACACUGAAGACUGUGCUAAUGAUUGCCAUUCAGUUGCUGAACCGAAUGGAGUACGUCCACUCAAAGAGCUUAAUCUACAGAGACGUCAAGCCAGAAAACUUUCUAAUUGGAAGGCAAGGCAAUAAAAAGGAACACACAAUCCAUAUAAUAGACUUUGGUUUAGCCAAGGAGUAUGUUGAUCCUGAUACCAAAAAGCACAUCCCGUACAGGGAACACAAGAGCUUAACGGGCACUGCAAGAUACAUGUCCAUCAACACUCACCUGGGCAAAGAGCAAAGCCGCAGAGAUGACUUGGAGGCUUUAGGACACAUGUUUAUGUAUUUUCUACGAGGCAGUCUCCCCUGGCAGGGAUUAAAGGCAGAAACGUUAAAAGAACGCUACCAGAAAAUUGGGGAUACGAAACGAAACACUCCGAUUGAAGUUCUCUGUGAGAGCUUUCCAGAGGAGAUGGCAACGUAUCUCCGCUAUGUGAGGCGGUUAGACUUCUUUGAAAAACCAGACUACCAGUAUUUACGCACACUGUUGACAGAUCUUUUUGAAAGCAAGGGCUACGCUUUUGAUUAUGCAUACGACUGGGUUGGCAGGCAAAUACCCACGCCGGUCGGACCCAGUCACGGGGAUCAUGGAGUAGGAAGAGAAAGCCACGCACACCGAGAAAAAGCCACGCAUCAGCAGCCACUCCGAAACCAGACAGGAGGAGCUGACCGCAGAGGAGCAUGGGAAAUUCAGCCAAAUCGGCAGCAAAAUCCUUCAUACCUGACCUCCCAGCUGGCAUCUGACAGACACGGAGGCUCAGUCCAGGUGGUCAGCUCCACGAAUGGCGAGCUCAAUGUUGAUGACCCAACAGCAGCACACUCCAGUGCACCAAUCGCAGCCCAGCCAGAGGUGGAACUUUCGGAAGAUACCAAGUGUUGCUGUUUCUUCAAGAGGAAAAGGAAGAAGAAUACAAAUAGGCAUAAAUGACUGCAGCUCUCAAGGACUGCGAGGUUCUGCUUGCAUGUUCAACUCCUUUCAAUUUGGAUGAAAAUGCCACGUGACUGGUUGAGAAGCUUCAGACUUGAUAUUUGUUUUGUAUAAUUUUUUUUUUGCCUGUGCCUGCGUGUCCUCCGCUGGGAAAGGAUUCUUUUUUUUUUCCCUUCAAACACUCAGGCUCAAUUGCACUUCUUAACAUGACAACCAACAUCCUGCGAGAAAGAUGGCCGGACAGACGCAGACACAAGUCCUGGGCUUUUCUCUUUUUCCUGGCUGCGGUUGAGGGGGGCGUUGGGUGGUUGUGGGGGUGGGGGAAGGGUGGGGGUAGAACCCGGGUGAAUAACCCCCAAUCCCACCCCAAGACCACAAACCGAGAUGAACUGUGGGGUGAGAGACUUGUUCUGGGCACAAAUAGACUCAGCGUGGAGAUGCCCACCCAGAGGAUUGAAGGGUCAGCCAAACUGACAAGGGCAGAUUACAGGUGCAUUUGUUGCAAAAAAAAAAAGUGGUUGUUCUAUUUUGUGAUGUAGCAUAUAAGCUGUGAGAAAUUUACAAUUACUGUUUUUCUCCCCCUCCCUCCCCUCGUUACUCCUUGACCUGGUUUGCAAUUGUCAGGUGUCGGCAGAUGUAUUGUGUGUAUGCCGGCUGAAGCAAUUUUUUAAAGAAAAGGAGUGGGCUCUUUUGCUUUCUUAAGGUGCACUUAAUGUUGGGGCGGAUGUAUGUGUGUGUUUAUGUCACUGACAUUGAGAAUCGAUCAAACGCAAUGUGGAUUGUGAACAUGCACUGGCUGUUAGUCAUUUCCAAGCCAGUACUGCCACUUUUAAAUGUGUUUUUAGUUGAGAUGUUUGACGGUUAUAUCCAAAGAGCACUGUUUCUGAUGAAACAUUACAAAGUGAAAACAGCAUUAAUUCCUCCCCUCCUGCCCUUGCUCCUAAUGACAAGCGGGUGCCUACAAAUGUCACCAGCUUCUGGUUUAAGAACAACUGCGAAUCGGUUGCCAAAACUAAUGGACAGCUUAUUACUUACGUUUUAGGUUGUUUCACUGGACACAAUAGAAAGUAGGUAUUAACACUGCAUGUGGUGGUAUCUUCCCGAAGGAUACACUCUUCUGACUCCGGCCUGCUGCGCUCAAAGCUUUUCUAUAUCUAUCUCCCUCAUUGCGGUUACUGUAGGACUGUUCAUCUUUCUAAGGUCCCAACAAUUGGUGUUCUGUUCAGAACAUGCAAGCACCAACGUGAAAGGAUUAAAUUCAUUGGGAUGUUUCUAGUGUUUUGAC